GAAGCGUUUGAGGACUGUCCCAACUCCUUGGCAAUGACAUGAUAGUACAUUUGCAAGGUCGGAAUCUCGAGGCGAUGACGUAGAUUCGGAAUCCGGAUGCCGGAACGGAGCCAAAGCAACACGUAUGAAGGAAUUACACGAGCACAGAGCUGCGAGUUGUCCGUUGGACUGAAGACGGACAGGUGAGGUGAGAGUAGCCCUGCAGCGGCCGGAGCCAUAUGUUCCUCAUGGAAAAACAAGGAGUGAGAGCCGGGACCUGAGUCACGCCCGCUCCCAAUACACGGGACACGACGAACAACAAAUCACGACGAGUUCACGCUGACGAUAAGGUUGUGCAGUCGUCGUGACUGGUGCGCACCGGCUGGAGCCCGCGGGUACAACGCUGCCGAGCACGGGUCUGGAAUGGUCGGAACUCCGGGACUGAGUUUUCAUGAGGGAGGAGUGGACUCCACAAUCUGGAUCAGUCUCGUGUCGUGUCGUCCUCACGGACCGAGGACAAACGCAGUUCUGUAGGUCUGGUAUGGACGGGUCCCGUCCCGUCCUGGCCUUGUUUCUGUCUGUCGAUAGAAAACCGAAGGUAUGUGCUUCGACCCAGAGUACUACUGUACUGUAGGUCUGGUAAGGAACGAGUUCCGAGAGACGGCCGAAAGGGAAAGGCAAAGGGGAAGAGCGAGCGCUCGUUGUCGUGUCUUCCAGGCAGAGGAGCAGGAGCAGGAGCAGCAGGAAGAGGAGGAGGAGGGAGCGAGGGACGACGAAGGGAGCAGCAGCCGCAGCAGGUGGAGGAUGGAGGAAUGAACAGCGAGGAAGUGAGAUUGGGAGGGAGGGAAGAAUGCCGCAGGGGGCGAUGAAGAGGAAUUGGAGGGCAAGAGGAGGUGGUGGAUUAGCACAAGGUUUAGGUUGGAAAUGUACAGAGGAAGGCCGUAGGAGUGCGGGCAACUGUUGUUGAGGUCGGAUAUGGAGGGGUUGGAUCGAUCAUGCCACGUAUCAUGGCACAAGAGCAGAGUUCUGGUGUGCGGCGGCGUAGCUUGGAGAGCGCCAUGAAGGAACCACAGGCGCGCACCAAAGUGGUGCUGCGCCACUUGCCUCCCUCGAUUUCCCAACAAGUUUUAUUGGAGCAAAUACACUCCAAGUAUGCCGAACGUUAUACUUGGUUCAACUUUCAUCCGGGGAAAUCCAGUCACAAGAGGCAGGUCUUUUCUCAGGCAUACAUCAAUUUUAAGAAGUCAGAAGAUGUCUUUGACUUCUACGAGGAUUUUGAUGGCCACAUAUUUGUAAAUGAAAGAGGAACGCAGUGUAAAGCGAGCGUUGAGUAUGCACCGUACCAACGCAUACCGAAGCCUCGAUCCAAAAAAGAUAUACGAGAAGGAACUAUCCUGAAAGAUCCGGAUUAUCUUGAGUUUUUGGAGAUGUUGGGAAAACCGACGGAAUUUCUUCCAAGUGCGGAGGUACAACUUGAAAGGAGGGAAGCAGAGAAGGCAGCAGCAAUAGCUGCGGGUGGUGCCAAAGAAACAGUUGUUGUGACUCCCUUGAUGGAAUUCGUGCGGCAGAGGAGAGCUGCAAAGGCCACACCACAGAGAUCGUUGUCAUCAAAGGUCGGUUCUCGGUCUGGAGGAGUCGCCAUUACUUCUUUGAAUCUAGCCUCACACAAGCGAGGUUUGGAAAGAUCCCGCUCGGGCCCUCUCAUGUAUGUAGCGGACAAUUCUAUGUCGAUCCUCACUCAAAAAGAAGCCAAAGACGCUCCAGCUCAAAUACUCGGCUCACGUCGUGAAGAUCAGCAGCGUAAGGAUAGGGAGGUGCUGAACGACAGGAAGAAGAAAGAGCUUGCUGAGGGUAAAGAGAAGAAGGCAAUCAGAGAUGCUGUAAACCCAUCUAUAUUUUUGGCCAAGAGCAGUGCAUCGAUUUUGCGCAUGGACAGUGGGAAAGAUCGUAGCGCGGGUGUUUCAGUGAAGGAUUCUGUGGAUACUAAUGGAGACGGAGCGAAGGACUUGAACAAGCGCGAGGUUUUACGGAGGAAGCAGCUACUGUUGUCGAAGGACAAGGUUCAGAAGGAUAAUGAGACUGGUCCUGGAAGUCCGAGCCUAUCUUCUGCUACUGGUGGCAGCUCAUACAGCCAACGACAUCGGCCUCCUGUUUCGCCAAGAGUUAAUUCUCCGGGUACUCCUUCGCAGCAGGGUCCAUCUUCCUUUUAUAACUCUAUGUCGGGAGAAAGUAAUACUCCCACUGGUCUUUCUAAAUCCGGGCAUCGCCGAGAUCUUGGAAGGAAUUCGACCCGAGGUGGGUUGUCACCUAGAGAGCAUACGUCAUCUGUUCAGCAAUCAGCGUCCUCUCAGCUUCCGUCGGAUCCUCAGACGCAAUCUCAACAAGUUUCUAACCAGACAGAGAGAGUAGGAAAACGUCCACCACGUCCCCAGAGUGCGCGGGCAACUGGCAAAGAACAAGUAUUUUCGUCUGCCUUUCCCUCAGAAUCCGAUGCAGGUCCGUCGACAACGGAAGAGAAGAUUAGUAAUGCUUCGCCGAAAGAGGCUUACUCUGCAGGUACAGGAAUCGAUAAGCAAGACUCAAGGAGAGUUCGGAACAAAGACAGACCUGACAGGCCAGUCUGGACCCCUCGUCGACGCUCUGACACAGCUCAAUCCUCCGAUCCGUCGUCUUCUUGGGUCCCUUCAGAUGCAUCUGCUUCAGAUAAUGUUGCCCCAGAUACACCAGCAACCGCUGGUUCCUCAAUUGGAGUUGACACAGUGUUCAAGCCCGACAAGGCAGAGAGGGUUCCUCAUCGACAGGCUGGUAAGGGUGCUACGUCGGCAGAAUCAGGGAGUGGGGAAGGUAAGACUUCAGUGGCGUAUCAAGGUUCUGGAUCAGUGGAGGGGGGAAGAGUUCAAACCGGCUUUGGAUCCGCAUACAAUACAGGUUCUGGAAAGGUUAGGUAUGUCGAAUCCAGUACUGCUCGUUCUUCACGGGGUGGUCGACCUGGUGGGAUUGUACUUUCCAUCCAGGAACGUACAUCUCCACAGGUCGAGCAGAAAGUUGACGCAUCACCUACUGCUGGUGAUUCGAAAACUCCAACUGCCCAGCACCACGAGAGAGAAAAUGGAGAGAUUACUCCGUCUUCGGCAAUUGACAAGGAGAGACGAAAGCUGGACAGUUCACCUUCUUGGAAUGAGCCUUCAGGCGGAGGUCACAGAUCUGUGGGUCGAAGGGAAAGGGCAUUGCAGCAGGGUUCGAAAGAUGUUGAUGGUGCUGCAGCUGGGCCUGAGUCGAGCAAGCCUAUAAAGCGCAGCGGAAGCCUUUCAUUAGGAAGCAACGAGAAACAAGUAUGGGUUGCUGUCCAAAAGUCAGGAUCUGGAACGUGAAAUUAAGGAGGUCUGGGACUUUGCAACUGAAGUGUUUGAUGCACCUCUGGCAUGGUGGGAGAAGAGGUCUCCCGUUCUGAGCUUGUCUUGUCGAUGCAAAUCAACCUCUGUAUUGGAUCUGCAAAGCUUCAAUAGCGUAACGGGCAAUGGACCUGGCAAGCGGUGGUUCACACAGGAGAACUCGGGAGGAACCCAACGACCAAAGAGGCAGAGAAUGAUCGAGUACCAUGAAGUAAGUUGGUGCGUAGUAAAUCACACUGCGGAUUCCACGGCAAUGAACGUGUUGGCAUCACUUAUGAAGUUAUAAGGAUGUUCGGAGUAUUUAUGCGCGUCAAUCAAGCCGUCAGGUUUGGUCAGGAGUUUGGUGAUGCGCAGAAUGUAUGGUCUUGUUUCUCAGAUGGUUGUUGCAUUCAAAGAUCCGAAUCUUGACUGUACCUCAAGAGAUAAGUCGCAAGCGUAGACACAGUUCCUGCUCACUGUUCUGGAAAAGAAAGGAAAGGAUAUUGGGUGUUCCGUGGGUGUGUCAGUGACAGAAAUGUGCAGAUGUGAUGUCCAGCUUCAAGUACCUGGGCAAGUAUUCUUUCUCUUGUUGUGCUACAAAAUGAGAUAGAGGUAUGAAUCAUUUACUUCUCGAAUGGAAGGCAGUGUAAGCCUCACAGAGAGACGAGUUGUCACUCUGGAUUUACACUCGCGACGUGAAAUGAUCGCCUCUCAAAUGCAGUACCCGCAGAUUGAGUCUUUGCAUCGGGAACAUGCUUAGCUUGUAGAAUUUUGGGACACCUAUGUUUGUAGUCUGCAUACACUCAUUUUGUGUAGCCAUUUGUUUCGCAUGAGAGGUCUUUGGGUAUUUGGGUAUUAGAAGACAUGUCCUGAAAUGUUAAUCGAUGAAGGAAACAUGGACUACCCAAACAGUUUCAAGAAUUUGUGAACGUUUUUUCUCUCUGUGUUGGGGUGGACGGAUGAAAUUGCCUUCGCACUUCAGCUCAGUGUCACUUGUCACCGUGCAAGAUGUUAUAUUUGCCUUGCCUUGACUUGUAACACAAGGGCCAAAUCAAUUGUUCUUGGAGUCCAAGGCAUACUCUGACCUAGGUGGGAACACAAUUCUCCCAUGGCCUUGUUUAUUUAAGGUGUUAGUGACUCGAUUACCCUUUGUAUGGGUGCUACAUAGUAAUAAAGAUGCACUAACUCCUAUAUAGUUGGAGAACGUAAGGUUAGGUGUCUCGCUAUCACUGCAAGUGAAUGUGUACUGUAUGUUGUGAGUUAGCAUCACGGUCCUUUGUGACUAUCAAUACAAUAGUUUACAUGUGGAGCCUGCUUUC
Marchantia polymorpha subsp. ruderalis is the source of this 4669-nucleotide messenger RNA. Lineage: Eukaryota; Viridiplantae; Streptophyta; Marchantiopsida; Marchantiales; Marchantiaceae. The record is from the annotation of a GenBank genome assembly.